Acanthocheilonema viteae is the source of this 747-nucleotide messenger RNA. The record is from the annotation of a GenBank genome assembly. NCBI's taxonomy places the organism in Eukaryota, Metazoa, Nematoda, Chromadorea, Rhabditida, Onchocercidae.
AUGGGCUUUCGCCCAACAUUUUGGCACCAUAAUGGGAAGCAAACAGAAUACGAAGUUGGAGAUGAAUGUCUUUCUCGAGUACCAUAUGCUUCUAUCAUUGCAACAUCAAUGUGUGGAAUUGGUGUAAUUCUUUUUACACUCGUUAUGACAUGGGCAUUCAAUGCAUCCGUAGAGCAGGCUCGUCGAACACUGAAUGUGGAGAACAUACCAUGGCUUGAUAAAAUGCAAGUACUCUUUGUUUGUGUUGCGAUGUUGAUGGCAAUAGCAGCUAUUAUAUUGCUUGUCAUUGCUACUAUGAGUACAGGUUCUACAAGAAAAGAGCUUUAUAGAGGAGUGCGUGGCCGUAUGGGAGGAAAAUUGGCAAAUGCAUUUUCAUUGAUAACUGCAUAUUUGUUAAAUGCGUGCUGGCUUAUUUGUUUUGCAAUUGUAGUCACUUUGAAGCUUUGUGGCGGUGAUGUGCAGCAGUUCUGUGCUCUUUCAUGGAGUGCGUUUGCAUGGUAUUUGGUUAGUUUAAUUUCAUGCUUAAUAGUUAUCAAAGGACUGGAACAUUUUAUGAUAUGUAGUGCGGCAAAUUAUGCUCAUAUCAGCAGCGGAUUGAAAUAUCUCGAGCUGAGAGAGUUACUAUUCUCGGGUGAUGGUGAUGCAGUUAAAAAAGCUGAUUUACGGACAUCAGAUUACCAAAUGCAAUCGAGAGUUGGAAACAUUUCGUCACCGGAUUAUGGACCUCUCAAAUCUUACUUAGCCUAA